Messenger RNA from Acanthosepion pharaonis, 1413 nucleotides. The record is from the annotation of a GenBank genome assembly. Lineage: Eukaryota; Metazoa; Mollusca; Cephalopoda; Sepiida; Sepiidae.
AUGGUUACUCGGCCCGCGCUCGUCAUUCUCUCAAUUAUCUGUCCCUCCGUGAAAAAAAAGGUAGAUUCGUUGUCAUUUAAAACCGUGUUGAGAUGUUGGUAUGACCAGGCCGAGCACUUGUGCCCAAGAAAAGUCGCCUGCUGUUAUACGCGUUCUCUGACAGACAGUGAGUAUAUGGCCUUCAGGCAUCCAGAAAAAUGGCAUCCGAAAGUGAAGAUGGUUCUCUGCUGUCCGGCCGACCGAAUACCCAAAUUUCUUCAAUGUAACCACACUUUUUGCUUGCCUUGCCUGCGAAAUGUUUACAUCCAUGCUGAUGAUGGUGGUCUUUACACACAAGAGAAAAAUUACCUCAGAUGCCCAACUUGCCGUAAAGAGACCCACCUAUCACAAGCUACUGUGGAAUCACUCCCUACUGAUCACCGUGUGAUUCAGAUGAUGGACUUUGUGUCUGCCCAGCAGACUGAUGUAAGGUUUAAAAGUCAGUGCAACAAACAUGAUAACCAACCAGUUAACUUCUACUGCAAGAAAUGCAUGCUGCCUAUUUGUCGUGACUGUACUAUGUUGGACCACAGGGAACGCGAUGGCCAUACAAUCACUGACCUGAAAACUGAACUAGAAGAUAGUGCUGAAAGGUUUACAGACAUUGGAAGGAGGUGUCAGGAAUGCAUCAAAGUAGUAAAAGAACUCCUGACUGGUCAUGAAAAUGCAUCAAAGCGGUUAGAUGUGAUUGAAAAGCAGAUCAAAUGUCUUAUCAAGGAAACCUUCAUCGAAUACAGGCUCCUGCUGGAGAAGCGGGAAAAAGCUUUGGCUGAGAAGGCAACUGAGAUGAUUAAAGAACAAAAGUCUAAAAUUGAUUCCAGGGCUUUGGAACUUAUGCAACAGGAAGAUUCCCUGGAAAGACAUGCCCGGGCAUUUAGCCGGGCUAAGGAAUCCAAAGAUCUCUAUAGGCUAUUCAGCAUUGAGAAAGAGAUCAAUGAAAUUAUCAAAAAGGAUGCAACGAAUUCAGAGACAAAGGAAAAUGAUGAUGAUCACUUUAAGUCAUUUACUUUUGAAAAACUCAAUGAGAUCAACUUUGCAGCAAAUGUAGGAAGUUUAGGUGAAGUGGUACCAGUGGUUGAUCCCAGCCUUAAGAUGCCAUUCCGACCAAACACUGAAUCAGCCCAGAGGAGCAUGUCACGUCGAAGCUCUUAUGAUCAAGCCACAGCCACAGAUGACAGAGAUGGUCGUAGUCUAGAAGAGUGGCAUGCAGCUAAUCUUCCAGAGAGGGAUGAUGAGAAUUAUCGCAGACAAUUAGAGGAAGAGACAAGGCAUUAUGAAAUGUGGAUGGAUCAAGGUGCCACUCUGGAGCGUCGUCACCGUGUUGUGGUUCCAGUCAACCCUAACCGAAGUCUGAUGCCAAGAGAGGCCAUAUAA